UGUGCGCACACCGUCGAUUGCCAAUGUGAAUGGCAAAUGUAACUGUCAAACAGCUGACUAGCUAAAGGCUGUUACGCGACUGUGUACCAAAUAUUUUGGACAUUAUUCAGAUCAAUUAAACAACUUAAAAUGCUGCGUACACUAGUCGCUGGUGCGCUACGCAGUGUCUGCCGCGUUCAGCCGGCGUACGCGCUGCAGCACACCCAACGUGCAUGCUUUGGACACUUGAUUGCUGCGUCCGCUCCAGCGCAGCGCAAGCCGAAUCUACUUCCCGCCAGCAGCCUAACGUCAACGCCGACGCUGUUACAGGCACCUGUGCCAGCCGCAGUGCCUGCUCGCAGCGUCACCAAAUUCUCGCUCAUCAAGGGCAAACGCAAGUCUGUGAAGGCGGUGCUAAAGCGUUUCAAACGCCUGGACUGGGGCGCAUGGAUCAGAACACACUCUGGCCGUCAAAAGAAACUCUUCAAAAAGUCCGCUGAACUGCGCCGUCGUCUGCGACAACAUGUAUUUACAAAUGCCACACAAAGUUGGCUGUUGGACAAAAUGGUAACUAGCUACUGGCGUCGGCCCAAACAUUAUAUCGAUGAUCCGUAUGCGCCCUAUCACAAGCGCGAUGAAUACUUUGCGACCAAAUCGAAAACAUUCAAAGUGUAAUUCAUAAAAAUAUAAUAACAUGCACAGCGAUUAUUUGGUUAACAUAAUAACAUUUGGAACAAUUAGUU
Drosophila novamexicana is the source of this 722-nucleotide messenger RNA. It is a transcript of the gene mRpL35, whose product is annotated as 39S ribosomal protein L35, mitochondrial. The coding region runs from base 130 to 654 and encodes 174 amino acids. NCBI's taxonomy places the organism in Eukaryota, Metazoa, Arthropoda, Insecta, Diptera, Drosophilidae. Gene Ontology annotation, biological process: translation. The transcript has 2 exons. The record is from RefSeq and is a predicted model, not a curated record. Gene Ontology annotation, molecular function: structural constituent of ribosome. Gene Ontology annotation, cellular component: ribosome; mitochondrion.